Molecule: messenger RNA, 1281 nt
Organism: Trichobilharzia regenti
Lineage: Eukaryota; Metazoa; Platyhelminthes; Trematoda; Strigeidida; Schistosomatidae
Source: the annotation of a GenBank genome assembly
AUGGCAGAUGAGGCUGAACUCUUGGACUAUGAGGACGAAGAGCAAGAGACCGUUCAAGAACCAAGGCCCAACGGAGAGGCACCUGCUAAGAAAGGUGUAAAGGGUGCUUAUGUCACCAUCCACAGUUCGGGUUUCCGUGACUUCAUCCUGAAACCAGAGUUGUUGAGAGCCAUCGUUGACUGUGGCUUUGAACAUCCAUCAGAAGUCCAGCAUGAAUGUAUUCCCCAGGCGAUUUUAAGUAUGGACGUUUUAUGCCAGGCAAAAUCCGGUAUGGGAAAGACUGCAGUGUUCGUAAUUGCCACACUACAACAACUCGAUCCUGAAGGAGAAGCCAACACAACUGUCUUGGUCCUUUGUCACACAAGAGAACUUGCCUUCCAAAUAAGUAAAGAAUAUGAACGCUUUUCCAAAUACAUGCCUAAAAUCAAAGUAGGGGUAUUCUUUGGUGGGAUGCCUAUACGCAAGGACAUCGAAACCUUGACGAAAUCUCCAGUUCACAUCGUUGUCGGAACUCCCGGUCGUAUUUUGGAUCUUGUGAGAAGCAAAACACUGAAGCUGCAAAACGUGAAACAUUUCAUCAUUGACGAGUGCGACAAGAUGCUGGAUACGCUCGAUAUGCGCCGUGAUGUACAAGAGAUAUUCCGCAUGACUCCGCACCAAAAACAAGUUAUGAUGUUCAGUGCAACAAUGAGCAAAGAAAUCCGUCCUGUAUGCAGAAACUUUAUGCAAGACCCGUUAGAAAUCUUUAUCGAAAAUGACUCCAAGUUGACCCUGCACGGCCUCCGGCAACACUAUGUUAAGGUCAAGGAGAACGAGAAGAACAGGAAAUUGUUCGAGCUCCUUGAUGAGCUACAGUUCAACCAGGUGAUUAUCUUUGUCAAGUCAGUGCAACGGUGCAUGGCACUAGCUCAGUUAUUGGUAGACCAGAACUUCCCUGCUAUUGCGAUGCAUCGGAAUAUGGCACAAGAAGAGCGUUUGGAACGUUAUCAAGCCUUCAAAAAUUUCCAGAAACGACUGCUGGUUGCAACUAAUCUCUUUGGUCGGGGUAUGGAUAUUGAACGUGUCAACAUAGUCUUCAACUACGACAUGCCAGAGGACUCCGAUACAUACUUACAUCGAGUUGCGCGAGCCGGUCGAUUCGGAACCAAAGGAUUGGCUAUAACAUUUAUAUCAGAUGAGCUGGAUGCAAAAGUUCUCAAUGAAGUACAAAACCGUUUUGAAGUCAAUAUUAGCGAGCUUCCAGAUGUUAUGGAAAUAUCCAGUUAUAUGGAAGAUCGCUGA